AUUUAAUUUCAACGAAAAAGAAACACGUACAUAAACGGAAAUCCCGGAGGAGAAAACAUUAGAAUAGCUACCAAACUGUAAUCGAUGUAGUCCUUGACAAUCUCUCCAUAUACAGAAAUCAAGAAGUUUCGAUAACUCUAAUCGUUGAAGAAUGGACCUUUAAACUUUUCGUCCGAUUCUCCGAAUAGCAUAUCAAACUAUGGCCUAUUCAAAUGCAGGGGGAAGUUAUUUAGAAUCAAGUCUUGCGGAAAAUUUCAUUGAUGAACCAUGCGAAUCUAAAGAUUGUGGACGUAAAACAAAACUUCGUGUGGAGAAGUGCUGUCACAUUGUAUGCGAAGUCUGUCUAUCAGCUGUCCGUGGAUUUAAUAAAAGUGGAAAAGAAGUUUAUUUUUGUCCAGUAUGCUUUAUCACUUCUCGAGCACAGUCAACUUGGAUUUUACCAGGAACACUGCACAAAAUGUGUGUCUGUAAGAAAUUGUGCACACUAUGCUUUCUUCAAGAGGCAAUUCAUAGACAUGAAUGUGGACACAUCCUAUGUAUUAGAUGUCUGCGCCAACUGGCAGACAAAACAGGACAAUUACACUGUGAAGUUUGGUCUUGUCAAAAGGAAGUUAGUCGAAGGGCCAUUGAUGAUCGCUUGAAGACAGUCAACAGCAUUUUGAUAUGGCGACAUUUUAAAGUUCCUAAGAGAUAUGCUAACAUAUGCACAUCGCCUGGUUGCAUAGAUAUGCCAAUCUUCACUUUGAAGUCCUGUGACCAUUCGGUUUGCUAUAAAUGCGCAGUUGGAGGCCUUGAAAGAAAAUCCUUUGACGAAGAGUAUCUCAAGUGUCCAUCAAAGACUUGUGAGACAACUCUUCCCGCCACUACUUUGGAGAACUACUUGUUCACCUUAAAGGGUCUAUCAUUCAUGACAGCAGUCUUUCUCGAGAUUACGUCAUGUAAAUGCUGUAGAUGUGGAGAAGACAAUUUAUGCAAUGAUAAAGAUAUACACGUCCAUCUUCGAAACAGAUACUGUGUUCACGACCAUGCGUUUUGCGUAAAGUGCCUCCAGGAAAUUCAGAAAGAACGGCGUUCAGAGUGCGAAGGAAACAUAUUAGGAGCUGACAUUACUGAAGUCCAAAUAACAUGCUUAUAUAAUCAGUGUCCUGUAAAAACUCCAAUGCGGUGUAUCAACAACAUGAUAGAUGGUUUACUUGGAAAGAACCCACAGUUCUUGGUUGAUGUAUUCCUAAGACCCUCUGACAUUGGGGAGAAAUGUGAUACUUGCCAUAAAUGUGAUGCUUUUGUCACAAAGCUCGUCUGCUCACAUGCUGUUUGCCUAACAUGCAUUGGAAAUAUAAUCAGAGACAAUGAAUGCUACGAACAAUGCACACCAGUGACAGGCCUAUGCUCCAAUAAUAUCCCGAUAACAGUUUAUAAGACAGUACUUCACGGAUCGUUUUCUAAUGGACAUCAGAAAAACAAAGAUUGCAACAAACCUGAUUACAAAGGUCGUCUACCAUUAUGCAUACAAAAAGAGGACUGCAUUCGAGAUACAGUGACAGUGACUUUAACUGCAAAGUCGGAUUACCCCUGGCCAAAUGCUGUGGCUAGAUGGCAGAAGAAUCAUGCAGAUUUACCAUUUGAUGACUACAAGUAUCGGAUCAUAAAUGAUGUACAGACUUUCAAAUUAACGAUUUACAACUUCCAAACGCCGGACGAGGGGCGAUACAGAUUGAUUAUGGAAAUCCCCAUGGGUGAAAAUGAAAGCGAGGAGAUCGAUGUGAAAGUACCAUACGAUAUACCAAAAUUAAGAGUUCAAAAUAUGAAAACUGACAACAGAACUCUGUGUCUUAAAGCAACAAUCGAAUCACAGAUACCUAUAAUUAUUAGUUGGUGGGAAAAAGACGAUAAGAAGAUAUCAAUUUCAUCUUCCUCAUCAAAAUACAAGGAAACGGAAACAAAAGAUUCACGGGAACUCAUCAUUUUGCAGCCUUCAUUGUCAGACCACGGAUCCUACAAAUUCAUCGCACAAAAUGCCGUUGGACAGGGGGACAGCAAAAGCAUUGAGCUGAAAGUAGAAAAAGAGUUCCCAGUGUUGACAGUGAAAAUGACGCUCUUGAAGAAGAAUACAAAAUUACAACUUAUUGGUCAUUGUAAUCACAAAAUGUGGAAUGGAGUUUGGAAGAAAAGUGGUAAAAGGGUUGAUACAGGGAACGCUACCAAAUUUUAUACUCCUUUUCCAAACGCUGAAGGAAAUGUUACUUUGGUAAUUUAUAAUGUAACUAAAGCAGAUGAGGGAAAGUAUUCAUUCGAAGCCACAACGAAGGAGGGUGUAAUCAAAAGCGAGCCGGUGAACUUCAUCAUUCCCCGAGCAUAUGCAGUCCUUUGCCCAGUGACAUGCGAAACCGCAUUUGAAGCAUGUCCCGGACUUUUUUGCGGCCUUCGUAUGACCUGGACUGAUUUUGUGCUUUCUCUAGAGAAUAAAGGACCAAAUGCAAAUGUGCGUGAUCCACAGACAAAUGAUGAUCGUGCGGCAAAGAAGAGCGGCAAUACACCUCCCAUACAUUCGCCAUCACAAGGCUUCCAUAAUCUCAGUUUAGAACAGGGUGCAGAAUGCAGUAUUGGUUUGGUAGAGCCGCCAUAUGAUGAAGAAAAUAGAUGUCAAAUAUGCGAGAAGCCGGCAGUUGCAGAGUUUGAUCUAUGUAAGCAUAGAUAUUGCAUUGAGCACCUUCGGUAUCUGUGUAAGAUUAGUGCAAGUCGUCAUGUCAAAUGCACAGAAGCGAAAUGUUCAUCUUUCGUCACGAAAACAGGAAUUGAAAAGUUUUGCUGUGGAAUAUCGUUUCAACUGAAGAUGCCAAUGUACUUUGAGGUCAGAACCAAGGGAAUUUGUGGAAAAUGUUCAAGAAAGGCUGUUUUCAAAAUUCUUUCUUGCAAUCAUGGAUUUUGCAAACGUUGUUUAUUUGACUGUAAAGGGAAGAUGGAAUGCACGGUAUGCUGUAAUGGAAGAAUCCCAACGGAAGAUUAUUUUGAUUACUUGCGUUCAUCUUUAGAAACGGAAGAGGAAACGCCGUUCAUAAUAAAAAGAAAUGACGUCGACAGCGAUGGUUAUCAAACUUUGUUCUUUUUGAAAUGUUCAACAACGAAUUGCACAAACGAGGCUGAUUUUGCAAUUAUUCGAUGCCGUCAUUUAUUUUGCAACACUUGUGGAAUGCAAAUGGAAAGUCUGGACAAUUCGUUAGAAAUCAAACUAGGAAAAUGUUUAGUCGACGGAUGUACAGAAUUAUUCCCGUUUCCUUCAUUUCUUCGAUCAAAGAAAAGGGACACAAAAGAAGAGACAUCUAUGUCAACUCUAACAUCUGUAGCUGGUAUUGACAAUGCGCAUGCGUCAGCUCCAUCUACAUCUGGGGAGUACAGGCAGAUGGAAGCCACCUCUGAACACCACCAUUCUUCGAGUGAGAAAAGAAAAAAAGGCACUGAUGAUAAAGCUGUUGAAAAAAGGUUGAAGCCUAUACCCUCCAGAGGUCUAUUGAAUAUAGGGUUUUCAUGCUACAGAAACAGCAUUUUACAGAUACUGGCUGAGACGCCAAAGUUCCUUGAACAAAUACAGGAUGCCAUUCCGCAUAAGACUGAUCAUUGGAUAACUGCAUUCUGUGAAGUCAUAUAUGGAAUUCAGAAUCAAUCCACAGCGGAAAAAGAAGACUGUCUCCAUUCAUUUCACUUUGGUUUCAACCAAAUCAACGCAGGAUUUCAAGAGUAUCGGCAAGAGGACACUCUCUCCUUCUUUACAAGUCUUCUUAAUGGAAUUGAAGAUGAAUAUAAUAAUACCACAAAAUUCAAAGGUGAAGGUGAAAAAUUGUUGAAUCCUGUUAACAUAUUCAAAGGACAAUUGAAAGAUAGAUAUUGCUGCAAAGAGUGCAGUCAUAUUGAAGAUUUCAACCACAGCAGCUUCUUCAGCCUACCCCUUCCACGAAUUGAUUCGUCUAGAAAGACGAUGACUAUAGGAUCAUGUUUGAUGGGACUCCUGAAGAAAGAAGAAGUAGAUUUACCUUGUUCGAAGUGUGGAUCCCUGGGUGUUACAAAAGAAAUGGAUAUUGUAGAAUACCCUGAAAUUCUUGUCCUACAGAUUUGUAAAUUGGAGGAGGUGGAAUAUUACGGGAUGGAGAGAAAAUUGGAGAAGCAAUCAUUCCAAAAAUUUCGAUUUUGGGAUGAUUUCAAAGGGCUUACUAAUAAAGAGUUGAUAAAGAAAAUUGGUCUAAAAACACUGCUCCCAUACAGAUUAUUCGGUGUCGUGGUUCACUGGGGCAGUGAGAGCGGGGGCCAUUAUAUAUCUUUUGUGAAGAGGAAGAGCGAUCGUAAAUGGAUCAGAUGCGAUGAUUCGUAUAUUACGGAUAGUAGCAUUGAUGCUGUUCGGAAAAGCGACGCGUAUUUGCUUUUUUAUGAAAAGAUCAGUUCUGAAACCAAAGUAUAAAUUGGUUGAAAUGUUAUCUUAUAUAUGAUUCCAAUUUAGUCCAGGAAAGAACAUUUUGCAUUGGAAUCUACCUCUAGUACCGAAAGAUGGAUAUUGAUAAUAAUCAAAAUGCGAGAGUGUGUUUUAUAUGGAAAAAUAAGAGUAAAUGGAUGCAAACAAUAUUGGGGAGUUGUUAAGAAAGUGAUGGUACAUAUUUUUUUCUUUGGAAUCUUAUCAUCAAAUAUAAUGUGUUGUGACAAUUACAUCGUGAGGUUACUUAGAGGUCAGGUGUCGCAGAAAAAUUAUCUACGAUGUUUUUAUUUGCUUUUGUUUUUUGGUGUUUGUGAUUGUUUUUUAAGUUUUUGUAUUAUCAUUGUUUUGUGCUUGAUUGAUGUAUUCUAAGUUUCCCUAGUUGUCGGGGGGGAUCCAAUGUUUCUUUGUUACAUAUAUAUACAUGUGAGCUUAAUAUCAUAUAACCAUGAAUCUUUAUACAGGCACAUUAUUCCAGCAUUUUCUUUUGUUUCCAAUGUCGACAAUUUAUUUAUCACAAGAGUUUUGCAUUGAAUAUUGAUUUGACAAACACAUAUAAGGUAGGGAUUUUUGGGGGUGGGGGAGGAGUGGGAGUACACAUUAGGGGUUCUUUAGAUUGUUCUAGGCAUGUGUUUGGAUUUUUUUCUUCGAAAAAAAAACACACCACAAUUAUAAUAAAGGUAGCAACGAGCUAAAAGGAUUAGGACAGAGAAACAUAGAUUCAAUUAAUUUUUCACGUUGAAUAUGGAAAUAAUCCUUAGUUCUGUCGAUCUAAUGAAAAUUAUACUUGUGUAUUUCGCUCCUCUACAAUACAUGUCAUAGGGGAACGAAAUACUAUAAGUACACAGUAUAAAGCUAAUUUUAAUUAGAUUAAAAACUCAUUGUUGUUAUGUGGAUUAUUCCCAUUCGAUGGUAGUGUUAUGAUCCCCUGCACGAGGCAGUUUGCCAAACUUAUUGAUAAUGAGAAGGCCUAGUGUUUAACGAAAUGUAAUAUGGAUCAAAGCCCAGGCAAGACAAUAGAUGUGAAUUCAUACAUGAUCUUUGUUAUAACGUCAUAUUAGAAUUGAAGAAGUGGCGGAUCUAUUCAAAAGAUAUAUUACAAUGUACAACAGAAGAUAUAACCCUCUUUUCUUAAAUAUCAACCACACACGUCGAGUUUACAGUUUUAAUUGCUAUGUAUAUCUAAAGAUUCUAAAGUUUGAAAUAGGGUAAUACCCCUUGACGUAAUUUUUUUUCUCUUUAUGUCACAUUACUUUCUUUGACAAGAAAUUGUACAUACUUCUUUAAAAGUAUGUAAGUGUGUAAACUUGACAUAUAGUGAUCGUGGUCAAAUUUUUGAUUUUAGGCUUUUGAAUAGAGUUCGAUGCAUCGUUAUUCAAAAUAUGCGAGAAGUCUGCUAUCUACUUAUAUUGUGUGAUUUAUUGGACUAUGAUAUUUUUCUGUUUUAACUAUCCGUUCCAUGUAUAUUGCACAUGUUCUUUACGUACAUUAAUGAAUUGUAUUUGAAGACAUAUAGUGUGUACAAAUAUCAUCACUGUUCUGUCCAUGGUUAGUAUUGCAGCGUUUUGACGAGUUGUAUGUGGGAUAGUCAGUGAUGUUGCUGUUUAGGCGUGUAUUUGUUCAAGAUAGGCUAAUGGUGGACUAAAGUAUUAUGCAUACGUAUAUAGAAGCUUUGAUUUGUUUGUUUUGCUUUACAGUAUCCAACUCGGAAACAAAUUAAGUUACAGAAUUUACCGAGUGGCAGCAUGUAUAAUGUUGAUCUUUUGUGAAUAUUUCACUUUACAAUAAGAGAACGCAUUAAUCAGCAUAUUGUAAAUAUUGAAUAGCAAGAAUGAGACACAUUAUGCUUAUAUCCAUGUACAGCGAGUGGGAGAUAUUACUUUUAAGGAAUAUAUGGUUUUUAUACGCCCGUCUUAAGACGGGACGUAUUAUGGUAUGGCGUUCAUGUCCGUCCGUCUGUUAGCUUUUUCGUGUCCGACCCGUAACUUAAAUACCACAAGGCCUAGAAUCAUCAAACUUUGUCUGUAGAUGCAUCUUGGGUAGAAGGUGUGUUGCACAUUAAAACCAGGUCACUGUGACUUUUCAUUAAGACGCUAUCCGUCUGUCCGUCCGUCUGUUAGCUUUUUCGUGUCCGACCCGUAACUUAAAUACUACAAGGCCUAGAAUCAUCAAACUUUGUCUGUAGAUACAUCUUGGGUAGAAGGUGUGUCGCACAUUAAAACCAGGUCACUGUGACUUUUCAUUAAGAAGAUAUGGCCAUAUAUGGCAAAAACUUGUCCGGCUCAUAACUUGAAAACUAUUAGACCUAGAAUCACCAAAAUUGGUCAACUAAUGCAUCUUAGGUAGAAGGUGUGUCGCAUCCUACUUUAAGGUCACUGUGACAUUUAAUUAAGGUGAUAUAAAAAAAUGUUUUGAUGGGUACAAUCUAUACUGUUAACAAUAUGUGACGGGCGUAUCAUGUGCCGUGGCGGUGCACUUUAUUUAUGGUGGCUCACUACACCUUGAAAUAGUUCCUCAAAUCAGUAUGAAUUGAUUAAGCCAUAAAAGAUGCCAUGGUAAAUAAAAUGUAUAUAUGCCAAAAAGGCACAAAAUAUGCAAAUUGGGAUAAAACACGAUUUAAAAAAAAAAAAAAAAAACAUUUCAACAUAUGAAAUAUUUUGUAUUGCUUGUAGGAGUUGUGAGAUUGAUCACUGUUCGUUAUCUUCACCUUUCAUAUGAACAAAAGACUGGCGGAUUUGAACUCGAAAUCUGCGGUUCUUCAGCCCAAUGCUUUUUUUUUCUCUUUUAUUGAUUAACAUUUAAACAGAUAUAUCAAGACUAAUCAUCAAUUACAAUCGUAUUUAAAACACUUUGUAUCUAAAAUAUGAAUAAUAAUAUUCCCUGUUUCUUUCUAUAGAGGAUUUAUAUGUAAGAAAAACUUUUUAAACAGGUUCAUUUUCUUUUCUAAUAAUGGUUAUAUGAAAUGUAAUGUCUCAAUGUAUAUCUACAAAGCCUUUCAUUAUCAAUUGUCUUUUCACUUUGCAAAAAAACCUGUCUUCUAUGAAUACAAAAUCUGCAUACCGAUAUAACAUAAUUGACAAAAAAUACAUUCACGUUUUUGGUACCCUUAUGUAAUGCUGUCAUGACGGGACGUAUUAUGGUACAGCGAUGUCUGUCCGUCCGUCCGUCCGUCCGUUCGGGGUUUUCUCUUUAUAAUUUCAUUUCCCUUUCACAUAUCAUGCUGAAACUUGCUAUGUAGCUUCUUUGUGGGUCACUCUAGAUCAUACUGCAAUUUUGAUCCAUUUCGACUUUUUGUCCAGGAGUUUUGCCCCUUUAUUUGGAAAUAAUUAUUAUAUGGAGGGUACAUAAUUUGUCCGCCCUACUUCUCCCACAGUUUUCAAGUGAGAGCCUUCUUAUUAAGUGGAGUGUUUGUAUGGGUAUUGAAGAUGUGCAUGUGGGAUGGAUUUUGAUUUUCUACAAUUUUUGAGAAAAUUACAGGUUGUUGAACUUAGUCUGUUUGGAAAUUAAUAUUCUAUGGAGGGUACAUAAUUUGUCCGCCCAACUCCUCCCACAGUUUUCAAGUGAGGACCAUCUUAUUUUGUGAAGUGUUUGUAUGGGUAUUGAAGAUGUGCAUCUGGGGAAGGAUUUUGAUUUUCUUUUAUUUUUGAAAAAAUUACAGGUUCUUCAACUUGGUCCAUUUUGAAGAAAUCUCGAUUUUUAAGCUAAGACCCUUUGUUCAUAUGAAAGUUUGUCACAACCUCAUGAUGGCUGAUACUACCUGAAGCAAAGUUAUACAAAUUAUAGCACAAGAAAAGCACCCUAUGUAAGCAUUUCACGGGCGUAUUAUGUACUGUUUGCGGUACUCUUGUUUGAACUAACAAAUUAUAAAAUAUUUGUACUGUACCGGAAUGGAACACUAUAUUUUGAUCUGUAUAUGAAAUAAGAAAAUUUGGCUGAAAGCAUGUUCUUUUAUACUAAUUUUCAUUGACAUAAUUUUUCCAUUCUUUUGGAAUAGAUAAUAUCAAAUCCUUAUAAUUUGUUGUAAUCAUUGAGAUAUUUAACUUUGAAUUUUGUUCUUGAGAAAUCUUCACAAUACAUGAUAUUGGUAAAAAUCCAGGAAUUACUUCAUAUGAAAUAUCCUUGACAUGUGUAAUACCAGCACUAAUAAAAUCUUUCCAAUUCAA
Molecule: messenger RNA, 8622 nt
Organism: Ostrea edulis (European flat oyster)
Lineage: Eukaryota; Metazoa; Mollusca; Bivalvia; Ostreida; Ostreidae
Exons: 36
Coding region: 200-4450 (1416 amino acids)
Biological process (GO): protein deubiquitination
Molecular function (GO): cysteine-type deubiquitinase activity
Source: RefSeq, a predicted model, not a curated record